AUGCCAGGUCAUAUUGAAAGUGUUCCAUUUCUUUCACAAUUAGAAGACGUCGAUAAGUAUUUAUUGGAGUAUCGUAACUUGAAGCUUAUGUCUCAAACUGCCAAAAAUUUUGCACCAAUCAGUACGAAUCAUUUGCAUCAAAUGCGGUUUCACAGCGGUAGUGAAAGUAACAACGGAUUGGAGGUUGAAUCUUUGGAAUUCGAUAAAAGGAGCAUUAGGACGGUUCAGUCCGGCAACUAUGGUAAUAUAACGAAUAAAAACAGCAUUAACGCUGAUAAUAAUAACAAUAACAAUAACAAUAACAAUAAUAGUACUAAUAAUAGUAGUAACAAUGGCGGCAAAAUCGGUAAUAAAAGUAUCAACAGUAACAAUGGGGUAACAAAUAUGAAUAGAAAAAAGUUUUCAAAUAUUAACAAUAAUCAAGGGUACAGGUUCGGUAACCCAUCAAAUACAAAAUAUGGCGCACAAAAUCAGCAACAAAAUCAGCAACAACAACAGCAACAACAACACUCAGCUUCACCAAUGAUUGCGAAUCAUUUCAAACAGACAUAUCCUCAGCUCUACUACAACUCCAGUAAUAAUGGUAGUAACAUAUCAUUGGAUCAGAUAAAUUCGGCCUUCUACGGAUCAAACCACGUUGUCACUCAACAGCGGCAAGUGUCUUCUGGUAACUCAUCCCCCUCUUUGGCGAUGCCUAAGCUUGAUACUUCAUUAAGUGGUACUUCAUCAAUCGCAUCCUACAAUGGAAGUUUUGAUCCUAUAUCGUCAGAAUUUAACGCACAGUUCACCUCCCCCGCUGCAUUCUCAAAUUAUCUGGGAGGUGGACUCAUGAAUCCGGGUCCUACACUCGCACCAUCAGGCCCAACUAGUGCAACCAUUCCCUCUGCAAGAAACGACUUGUUGCCAAAUUUCUCUUCUACAUCCUUGGCGAACGAUACAACAGCAAGAGGGUCGAUGGUUUUUGAUCCUAAAGGGCCUGCACCAACUGUUGGUUCUGAUACCAUAGUCCCCAAUCCAGCGCCCAAAUCUAGCCAAGAUAAUACCUUCAAUAAUGUUGAAGGUUCAACGGCAGAGGAAAACAACAAUACAUCAAACCAGUUCUUUAUGAACGACUUCACCAUCGAUUGGGGCUCAAGCCACGUCAAUGGUUCAUCCUCGAAUAGCGGAUCUUUUGGUAUUUGGAGCAACGAUAUGAGCGUCUGGAGUUAG
This is a messenger RNA of Zygotorulaspora mrakii, 1209 nucleotides long. RefSeq lists its product as uncharacterized. Bases 1 to 1209 code for a protein of 402 amino acids. Lineage: Eukaryota; Fungi; Ascomycota; Saccharomycetes; Saccharomycetales; Saccharomycetaceae. The transcript has a single exon. The record is from RefSeq and is a predicted model, not a curated record.